AUGCUCACAGCCCAAUGGACACGAAAACUCCCACUCAUACAACAAACUGCUCCAGCAAAACUAGCAGCCAGACUCAUUCACACCUUUCUUCACGACUUUCCCGACAUUGAUAUGGAACAAUACUUUGUCAUCGAUUUCUGUUCAGGAGCUGGAGGUCCAACACCUCUGAUAGAGAAGACCGUGAACGAAGCCAGAGCUCGAGCAGGCCACCAAGCCAUCCCCUUCCGUCUCUCUGACUUCCAUCCAAACUUGGACGCCUGGAUGCCGUUAGCAACCCACAGCGCCAAUCUUAGUUUUAUACCCCAGCCAGUAGAUGCCACUGAUACCUUGCACGCACCCCCUCUCGUGGUCUCCAAAACGUCCUCCAUGCCGAAUUCGACAGGCGAUCAUAAGUCCAUACACCUGUACAACCUCUCCUUUCACCAUUUCGCAGACGCAGACGCUGCCAGAAUCAUGGCUAGCACGCUGACCACUGCCGAUGGACUGGCUAUCAUCGAACUCCAGGACCGCACCUUGGGCAUGCUCCUCCUCAUGGCUGGCGAAUUCUUCCUCCUCUUCCUCCUGACAAUUUUCUGGUUCCCGUACUCACCUCUCCAUCUGUUCUUCACUUACAUCAUUCCCGUCUUGCUAUUUGUACAAGCCUGGGAUGGUCUUGUCAGUUGUCUCCGCACCAGGACAUUUGAGGAAACGCUUGCACUCGCGGAAAAAGCACUCGGCCAAAAGGCCAAAUUCGUCAGCUCAGAGGACACCGAGAUCGGAGAAAAAGUCACCGUCGCUAUUUGUGGGGAUUGGAAGUUCGUCGGUGUUAGACGCUUACACACAUGGCCUUUUGGCUAUAUGAAUGCCUUUUUAGGUCAGAAGAGGUUGUAACACGCGAAGCCCCCAACCACCCACACUUUCUCUAUCUAUCUCUCACGGCUACAACCAAAGCCCUCCGGGCUGGAGAAAUGCACAAUGAUUUUCUGACCAGUGCAGCCCUGCACUGAGAGGCGGUGACUUUCACACUCUCAG
This is a messenger RNA of Aureobasidium pullulans EXF-150, 1011 nucleotides long. RefSeq lists its product as uncharacterized. The transcript has 2 exons. The record is from RefSeq and is a predicted model, not a curated record. Lineage: Eukaryota; Fungi; Ascomycota; Dothideomycetes; Dothideales; Saccotheciaceae. The coding region runs from base 1 to 870 and encodes 289 amino acids.